UCUCCAUCGACGAGUCAUUGCAGGAUUUCGCGCGCGAGAGGUAGUCGUCAUGAGCAAGUUCCCGGUGCCGCAGGACUUCAUCUACUGCCCUCCGUUGGGAAAGGACGAACGAGCCAACCUCGUGAACCUCGGAGAGAACUCCCUCAUUGACCUUGUGCGCAGCUCCAAGCUCCAUAGCGGGGCGAUCAAGUGGACUAUGGACUCGGACGAGAAUGGAAUCCAGAUUUUCCACGGCGAGGACCCAAAUGGACCGACCGAGGUGACGCUCCUCGCGGGGGUCACCGAAGUCCUCGCCACAUUUGACGAAAUCGCCGCGCUCUUCCGUCAAGAAACGAAGGAAGCGUAUGCCGAGUACACCAAGUUGUUUGCCAAGGACACGCUCGAUUCCGCACAUUUGUAUACAAUUUCCACGGCGACCCCCGACCGACCGCGCCAUUUCAUGGGCGUUCGAUGGGUUGUUAUCGGUAGUCCCUAUCCCCUCUUGGCGAAUCGCGACUUGUGCUAUUUGGAGUGCCAAGACGACUUUGAAAUUAACGGGAAGCGCGGGUGGGGGCGAUCUAUGACAUCUAUCAGCCUUCCAUGUUGCCCCGACUUCGAAGGUCACUUGGGCACGAUCCGCGCGACGUUUAUUCGAUCGGGGUUUGUCGUGCACGAGUCCAAGCGACCGGGGUAUCUCCAGGUGAUCCAUGCGCUACAGAUCGACCUCAAGGGCAAGGUGCCGCAGUGGGUCGUGAAAAUCGGCAUGAAAAAGCGCGCGCGGUCGAUUGGCGACUUUGACAAGUACUUGCGCGAAAAACGGCUCAGCGCCAAGCCGUACUUGCGCGAUCAGGACCUUGUGCCCAAGUCGUCGCGGUUCAAGUGCUUUUUAUGCCAGUCGAAAUUUGGCACGUUUUCCACCAAAGUACGCUGUCGCAAGUGCGGCGAAGUCGUGUGUGGCAAGUGCAACAAGUUUUGGCAAGUGAAGACGACCAACGCCGGCCGCAAGAUGAUCCGGGUCUGCUCGGCAUGCUCGAUCACCGGCGGCGGCCACGACGGCUAUCCCAAGGACGGCGUGGCCUCCAGCGUCGCAGUGUCGGGGGUGGCGUCGUCGUCCGAAUAUUCCGAUGAACGAUCGGACACGAGUGCCCAAGACUCGAUGCAGCAAGAAACCAUUUCGUUGUCGGGCAGCGAGCCGCAAGGAAGCAGCGGCGGUCAAAAUUAUUACCCCCCUGCCAUGGAUAGGGCACGACACCAACACUACCAGCAGCAGCACCUGGCGCCAUCACGAGGGUAUCCCGCCCAUCAUGGACAGUACAGUCUCCAAGGGGCAUCUCAUCUGUCCACGGUGUCUCCGCAAUGGGGACCUCGAAACAACCUCCCAAUCCACAACCGUACCCAACAACGCAAUAGUCUUAGUCGAUACGACGACCACCAACCCCUUCCAACAUCAUCAUCGCAACCACAACCACAGCCCCCGUUGUCGCCGUAUUCGUUGAGCAUUCGACUUCACAAAGACGGCGACGACGACAUCACUUCUGGUCCUGGUGGGGGCAGCCAAUCCCCCCACGCCGCGCACGGGGCGGCCCGAUCAACGCCACGUGUGGACGACUCGAAUGCAAGCAAUACUUCGCCAAGGAUACACGAUGCGCGGGACAUGUACAUCAUGGGGGCGACGGCGGACGACGGGGAGUUUGAUUCGGCCACGAACCCCCGUGGGCCACCACAGCAGCCGCUCCAAGCUCAAGGGGAAUAUAGCCACGGUAGCAAACCCGCCGAUGAACGCCAAGAAGACAAUGAUGAUCGGCUUUUCAUUACGCGAGAAAGCGACGACGACAACGACGCGAUGAGUGCGUACUCGGAAUACUCGCACGCGGCGCCUCCCUUGGCCAAACUCGUGUACCCGUCUCGCCAUAUAAACCCCCUAGGCGCAGUGUACCACCAUCGCUCGCCCCGCCAGAUCCUUGAAAUCGACCCAUAUGCAGCCAAACCAUUUCUCCACGGCCCGUCGUCGCUCCAACCACAACAUGGUCGAGGGGGACUUGCUGGGCGACACGGACCUCCUCCUACCCACGUGGCAAAGUACAGCAACCAACUAUGGGCACCCAACAAUGGACAUCAACUACUUCAAGGGCAGCAGGUCCCCACUCAACGACGACGAUAUGACGAGCAGCCCAUCAACGCUGGAAUGCACGACCCCGACGGCGCGCACGUAUACCGCCGCCGUGGGGGGGUGGACGACCUUCGUGGAUACAUCGGUGAUAAUAGUUCUACUGACUAUGGCGUCGAUCCCUUCCCUCCUCCUCCACCUCGCGGGAUGGAAGCUCGAAGGAUUUAUCCUUAUGAUUCCCGUGAUCCAAGAGAUCAUCUUCCCCGUGACUAUUCAGUCGAAGGAAGUGACUUUCCUGUUAACCCCCGACAUCUUCGCAUGGCGGCUCGUGACCCACGUGGAGUCGACCCUCGAGGCCGAUUGUAUGACCCCCGAGACUUUGACCAUCGUCGAGACUUUGCCGACGACGAGCAUGGGGAAAUUCCCCGUGCGCCACAGCAGUCGUCCAUGGCUCCUCGGUACUCGCCGCAGCUCCAGUUCCCCCGUGAUCCCCGGGAGUAUGCCCGCGAUCCCCGCGACUACCAACAGGAAUAUUCCCGCGAAUACGAUCGGGAUCCCAGGGAUUUUGCCCGAGAUCCACGAGAGUACGACCACCGGGAUUAUUUGCUGCGAGAGUACCACCACCCCCAACAACAACAGCAGCAUUAUGACCGCCAAUUUCCCCCGUCAAACCCCCGUGACGACCCCCGUCCAUUCCGUGAUGACUUGUUUCCCCAACAGCCGCCCCCGCCUCCAUCAUCUGUCCAGCAUUCUUCCGAUGACACGUCGAGCUUGAAGUCCGACAGCAUCAUCCAAGAUGAAGUUCUGCGGGCGAUGAAGGCAUUGAAAGGGGAAGAAACACCCGAUCCCCGGCAAUUGCUCGCAUUGUACAAGCAACUCCAGCAACUCAACCUUGAAGGAACGGCUCCAACGACAUCACCUUAACCCGUAUUACCAAUCAGUAUAACUAUUAAUCGUACUUUACUAUAGUAC
This is a messenger RNA of Aphanomyces astaci, 3058 nucleotides long. RefSeq lists its product as hypothetical. The record is from RefSeq and is a predicted model, not a curated record. The transcript has 3 exons. Gene Ontology annotation, molecular function: lipid binding; metal ion binding. NCBI's taxonomy places the organism in Eukaryota, Oomycota, Saprolegniomycetes, Saprolegniales, Verrucalvaceae. The coding region runs from base 50 to 3010 and encodes 986 amino acids.